Molecule: messenger RNA, 1149 nt
Organism: Cannabis sativa
Lineage: Eukaryota; Viridiplantae; Streptophyta; Magnoliopsida; Rosales; Cannabaceae
Product: probable U3 small nucleolar RNA-associated protein 11
Exons: 9
Coding region: 233-922 (229 amino acids)
Biological process (GO): rRNA processing
Cellular component (GO): nucleolus; small-subunit processome
Source: RefSeq, a predicted model, not a curated record
UUAUAAUAAAACUCCCCACUAAAAUGGUGUAUUACAUAUUUGCCCUUUUUCUUUCGUCAAUCAAAAAUAGAACAAUCAAAACCCCUUUCUUUGUUUCGCUCAAACCACAAACCUCAACUCCGCUCAUCUCAUCGCCGUCCGUACACCGCCGCCGCUCGACCCCUCACCACCGCCCGACCCUGCAACUCCUUCUUUUGUCUCGGCUCAAGUGAUACACUUAGUAACUAACAAAAUGUCAUCCCUGAGGAAUGCCAUUAGCAGACGGGCACAUAAAGAACGAGCUCAACCACAAGCAAGGAAAAAAUUUGGAUUUUUGGAAAAACACAAGGACUAUGUUGAGCGUGCAAAAGUAUUCCACAAAAAGGAGGAGACUUUACGGAGACUUAAAGAGAAAGCUUCCUUCAGGAAUCCUGAUGAAUUUUACUUUAAGAUGAUCAACACUCGAACUGUUGGCGGUGUCCAUAAAUUAGAGAGUGAGGCAAACAAAUACACUCCGGAAGAGCUUAUGCUCAUGAAGAGCCAAGAUAUAGGAUACAUACUUCAGAAAGUUCAGAGUGAGAAAAAAAAAAUCGAAAAGCUGAAUGCUGUUCUACACUCUAUUGAUAACGAACCAUCAAAUAGAAAAGUUUACUACGCUGAAGACAGGGAGGAGGCUAAAGAUAUCCAGUCACGUUCUUCAAAGCCUAGAAUACCCUUAGCGUCUGAGGACAUUCCUGAGCGUAUUAAAAGGAAAACAGCAGCUUCCUACAGAGAACUAGAAGCAAGAAAGAAAAGGGUCAAUGAGUUGGAGAAAAUCUACAUGGAUAUGUCAAUGCAGCAGGAAUUGCAGAAAAAGGGUCGGAAGCGCAAACUACGCGAGGAUGAGAUUGUCACGCCAACAUCCAAACCGGUUUUCAAAUGGAGGGCAGAGCGGAAGCGUUGAAAAGAAUAGUGAGACAGUGUGGUUGGAUUGGAUCAAAACAAUUUUGUUUAUAUAAAACAAGUUUGCUUCUACAUUUUAGGCAUGCCAAUUUUCAAAGACAUCUACUUUGGGAAAACUAGGCUCUAGUUAAUCCAGAUUAUUGUAUAACGGUUAUCUCUUUAUUUAUAUAACAAUUUUGUAUGGUGUAUUACCAACUAUGAUUAUUAGUCAAAAUUUUGAUUUAUGAA